Strongyloides ratti is the source of this 1350-nucleotide messenger RNA. Its product is annotated as Dol-P-Man:Man(5)GlcNAc(2)-PP-Dol alpha-1,3-mannosyltransferase. Bases 1 to 1350 code for a protein of 449 amino acids. Lineage: Eukaryota; Metazoa; Nematoda; Chromadorea; Rhabditida; Strongyloididae. The record is from RefSeq and is a predicted model, not a curated record. Gene Ontology annotation, molecular function: dol-P-Man:Man(5)GlcNAc(2)-PP-Dol alpha-1,3-mannosyltransferase activity. Gene Ontology annotation, cellular component: endoplasmic reticulum. The transcript is spliced from 3 exons.
AUGACUGGAAGUAUUAAAUAUAGAGGUAGACUUACUGAUUCUUAUGAGAGGAGAAUGAAGUAUUUUAAAAAUGAUUGGACAUGUUUUUUUGAUAUAAAAAGAUUAUCUCAAAGAAUAUUAAAUUCUAAAGAUGAGUAUAUUUUUAAUUUUGUUUCAAAAUUUUGUCUUCUCUCAGAACUUUUGAUUUGUUUUUUAAUUUUAACUUUUGGUAAAUAUACGGAAAUAGAUUGGAGUACAUAUAUUCAACAAGUUAAAAUAUAUCAAUCAGGAGAGUAUAAUUAUACAAAAAUAUCAGGUGAUACAGGACCCUGUGUCUAUCCGGCAGGAUUCUUAAGAAUUUUUUCCCUAUUAUCUUCAUUAACUAAUAAUGGAAUUGACAUAUUUCGUGGACAACAGAUAUUUGCUGCUCUUUACCUAAUAUUAAUAUUUUUUGUUCAUAAAGUUUUCAAAUCAACAAGAUCCCUUCCACCUAUUGCAUUAAUAAUUAUGACAUUCUCCUCAUAUAGAGUUCAUUCAAUAUUUAUUCUUCGACUUUUUAAUGAUGGUAUAGGAACAAUAUUUAUAUAUCUUUUCAUAUAUUUAUUACUAAAUGAAUCAUAUAUCUUAUCAUUAUUAUCAUUUUCAAUGGCAUUAUCUAUAAAAAUGAAUGCUCUUCUAUACCUUCCUGUUCUUGGAUUAAUCUUAAUGGAUAAAUUUUAUUUUAUACCAGCUAUCAAGUACCUUUUUAUUAUUCCAGGAACUAUUUUGUUACUUUCUUAUCAAUUUAUUUUAUCAUAUCCAUAUGACUAUUUUAGACAAGCAUUUGAUUUCUCAAGAGUAUUUCUUUAUAAAUGGACUGUUAAUUGGAAGUUCCUGGAUGAGAAUUUUUUUUUAAAUCAAAAUUUUCAUAAAUUUCUGUUAUUCUCUCAUAUAACUGUUCUUGCAAUAUUUAUAUGGAAAUUUUGUCUUAAAGAACAGUUUUCUUUCAAGAAAAAAAUUUGUUACAUUACUGAAAGAAUCACCAGGACUAGGGUAUUUGGUUUUAUUUCAAAAAUAUUUAAUACUAAUGAUGGUAUUGUAUUUGGACUGUUAUUUUCAAAUUUUAUUGGAAUAACUUUUGCUAGAUCUCUUCAUUAUCAAUUUUAUGUUUGGUAUUACCAUAGCAUUCCUUAUUUAAUAUUUAGUGGAAUGAAAAAUGAGAAUGGAGAAAAAUCAAUUUUUUCUUUAUCUUUUAUUUUCAGAUGUUUAAUUAUUUUAAUUAUUGAAUUUUGUUGGUGCACAUUUCCAGCUAGUUUUUGGAGUAGUUUAUUACUUCAAUUAUGUCAUUUAUCUAUUUAUGGAAUUGUUAUUUAUGAUAGAUUUUUUUGUUAA